Molecule: messenger RNA, 2324 nt
Organism: Aethina tumida (small hive beetle)
Lineage: Eukaryota; Metazoa; Arthropoda; Insecta; Coleoptera; Nitidulidae
Exons: 2
Coding region: 1334-2221 (295 amino acids)
Source: RefSeq, a predicted model, not a curated record
UACAUAUAGAAUUUUGUUUUAUUGACAUGUUUAAUUAGUAAAUAAUUAACUAUCCAGUUUUCACAACUUACACAUUUAAAUGUGUAUUAAAGCACAAACAUUAGAAAAUAAAUUUGUACAUAUAUAACUUAAAUAUUUUUAUAAAUUUGUACUUAUAAACAAUCCACAAAUUUAUGUCACUGUUCAAUUAUCUUCAAAAACAACUCGAUGUUGUCAACAAAGUUAAAUUAUUUAUCUUCUUAAAUUUUAAAUGGAAAUAAAUAUUUUAAUGUUGCACAAAAUGCUUUUACUAUUUGGUCAUUUUAAACCUUAGAACCCCUCAGAAAUUCCCUAAAUAAGUAACAGUACAAUUGUCAAUUAAUUUGUGACAUUUAAAUAUAAAAUUUAUACAACUUACAUAUUAAGAAGUAUAACAUAUAAUAUAAUGUUUAUAUAAACAAUAUACACCAACAUAAUAUUUUUGUUAUAUGACUCUAACUUUAAUGAUUAAAAAUAUGGUCAAUGUCUCUUACGUAAGCCUUAAAUAAAAUUAUUUAUUGGCAAUAAUAAAUGUGAACCUUCUAAAUUUUUUAUUUUCUGACAAACAACACCAUUCUUUAAACCUACAUGUACAAUUUUAUACAUGUCUAAUUAUGACAUUUUACUAUCAAAUUUUUAAUUACUUAAACUGAUUGUCGCCAAACAAUGUUGAUCAUAUUUGAUUCUAAAUGGAAAUAAAUAUUUCAACAAUAUACAAAAUUUUAUUAUUUAGCUAUAUUAAAUAAGAAAGACCUUACACAUUCUCAGAGAAUCUUGUGAUAAAUUUAAUAGAACAACUGUCAACAACAAAAUUAAAUUAAGUAUUAAAAUAUAAUAAAUAAUAUAAAAUUUUGUAUAUUACUUUUUAAUUAUGGGUAUAAAUUUGUACUUACAUAUAUAUAAUUAAUCCACAUAAACAUACACAAUUCACUAUUUUAAUAUAACUGUCAAAUGUUCGAAUGUCUUCAAAACUUUCCAGUCAGUGACACCAACAGGUCUAAAUUUUUUCGUCUUACUUGAUUCUAAACGGAAUUUGAAAAUUCGCCCUCGAUUUGAAUUCUUAUUGUUAUUAAAAUGGGACCAGAGUAUUUAUUUAUAUAAAUAUUUAAUUAUUUAAUUAUAUAAAUAAUUAAUCUCGCGAAAAAAUCUCCCGCCAAUUAAUUAGGGUUGUCGUCCCUGCCAAAAUAGUGAGUUUCCUUAGUUCAGUGAAACAAUCGUUCUUUUCGCUUUCAACCGUCGUCAGGAACAGACGUGUCCCGGAGCUCGACCCUAGAGCACCCUUAUUUUCAACACCUGCGACAAUAAGGCAAGUGCCAUGGCGGAAGCAUUGGAGAAACCCACUCACGGAGAGGCGAUGAGAAAGAUUCUCGAGAGCAUGUCCGGCUUGGCUCUGGACAAACCAAUCGAUACCGUGCACGAAUGGUACAUACCCCAGUGGUUCGACGUUACCCACUGGAAAAUCGACAAACGAUACAAGUUGGAGGUCACCAACAUCUAUGAUCCAUCAAAAUUCUGGGUCGUCACCAAGUUCGAAGAGUUGGCGGUGUUCCAAAAGGAGCUCAAGCAGUUUUACGAUAAGCGCAGAAAGACUCUGCACUUUCCACUGAAGGAAAUCACAAAGGACAGGCUGUGCGUUAUUGAGAAACAGGGUGUAUACUACAGAGCCAUGGUAAGGAGGACUAUCAUCACAGGAGGCUCAGAGAUCUGUAUCCAGGCCUUCCUUCUGGAUUACGGCUACGUAUCGCAUGUUCCCCCGAAUAAGAUGUUUCGCUUCUACAAAGGACUGACAAAGUUGCCCAUGCUUGCUGUUCGAGGUGAGCUGGAUCAGGUCAGACCGAAGGGAAGUGAGUGGACAACGGAGGAGGCCAGGAGGGUCAGCAACAUGUUGUCCAACGCUAACACGCUCGGAACACUCAAAGCAAUUGAUACAGACAGAAAAGUUUUAAGUCUGGACUUGGAAGUGUACAAAACUAGAAAGGAAUUUGCCAGACACCUGGCAAUAGACUUGGUGAGACAGAAAUUAGCUAGAAAGGCUCGUCCCACUGUGAACAGACAGGCAGAAUACUUUUUUCCGCUGCAUCAAGAACUUGAGCUUGGAUUGGCGCCGUUUCCUAAGUUCCUGCUGGAAAAAUUGAAGUCUAACUUAUCUCCACCAGCGGGCGAUAAACCAACUGACAAAAAAAAGAAUAUUACUAACCUUUAAUUGGAAUUUCAAUGUUCAUUUUGUUAAUUUUGUUUGUUUUUGAGUUUAUUUUGUUUUUUGGAAAAAUUAUUUAGUUUUUUGUUCAAUAAAAAAAUUUGAUUUA